UACACUCAGUGUACAUGGAUAUAUUAUUUUCACCACAUUAUCCAUUUCAUUCCAAUCAAAGAGGCUUGUAGAGUUUAUAACCCUGUCUCAUUUAUUCAUGAAUUAUUCACGGUUUCCACUUGGACAGGUGGUGGAUGGCUGGAGCGUCUCCCUCACCCCUCCGCCCCUCCUCAGCUCCUGGCGGGGUCACCUGAAGGGCAUUGUUAGUCUGGAGUACGUGGAACGUUUCCGCCUCAUUGUCACCGCCAGCCUGGAUUGUAAUGUGCGACUGUGGACCAUCGCUGGCAGCUACAUAGGCACGUUUGGCCAGGCCCAGUGGCGUGUUGGAGACCACCAUGCCUUCCCCUGGGAACUGCCAGUGGACCUGAGGAGGGUUGGCUCCUGCCAGACCCUCAAAGUGCUCAACCAGGGAACACAACCCCACUGGAACUGUGCCAAACGUAUCCUGGAGACACUGACCCAGCAGAAGCUCCGGCAUACAGCCAUGGCCAGCACUGCCUCUGACCUGCAGGAGCUGGUGCCAGCCGACCCACGCAUCGCCCAGUACAGCAACGACCAGAUCGAGGAGACCUGGCAGCACUGGCAAGAGAAGGGCAAACAGACGAGUGCCAUCCUGGGGCUUGCCUACAAGCAGAAAGUGAGGCACCACCUGCCCUCCUGUCCCCCGGACCUCCAGGUGUCCUUUAGCAGCCGAGAGCAGCUACGGGUGUACAAGUCAAUGCCCUGCACAUCCCUGCUGCCCAUCAUCCAGCCUCCGGUACCUGAGCUACUGAAGGAGCAGCAGCAGAAGACCCAGGACGGGGCUGACAUGCUGGGCAAGCAGAAGAGGAACAACAAGCGUGGUGCUCAUGUACGCUUCAGCUCGAACAAAGGGGCGCGCAGGAAGUCUAUUGCUCCCAAACAGCAGACCAGGGGAGGCAGCAGCAUCGCCUAGGGAACUGAGUAGCUGUGAUUGUGGCAGUGUCCAUUGGCAGUGUCCUGUUAUUUCUCCCUGUUUCUGAAUUAACUGUUUCAAUACACAAUUUGUGUAAUUACUGUCAUGUUAUUACAUUGUUUUAAUUGGCACCAGUUUCACUGUCUACUACACAGUGGUGACAACCUUCGAGUGGACUUAGGGCUAUCAGUUAUCUCCAGUGGCAUCCUCUUUAUGACCCCAUUAACACAAAACACUGACCCCUGGAGACACAUUGUUGGGGCCAAUAAGUAAGCAUUUCACUUUAACUCCACCUGUUGUUUACAAAGCAUGUGACAAAUAAAAUGUGAUAUGCACACAUACCCACACCUGAUGAGAUGCAAGUUUAUCAAUAAAAAUACCCUUUGGCUUUGGAG
Oncorhynchus kisutch (coho salmon) is the source of this 1329-nucleotide messenger RNA. RefSeq lists its product as uncharacterized. Bases 98 to 934 code for a protein of 278 amino acids. The record is from RefSeq and is a predicted model, not a curated record. Gene Ontology annotation, molecular function: protein binding. The transcript has 5 exons. NCBI's taxonomy places the organism in Eukaryota, Metazoa, Chordata, Actinopteri, Salmoniformes, Salmonidae.